CAGCCAGGAGGCGGGAGUGACCCACAGCAGCUGAUCCAGCUUGGGCACUGCCUCUCCCACAGCCCUUAGGACACACCAUGGGCCCAGAGGCUGGUUUGUGGCACACCAGCGAGGACGCAGGCGGCGGCCCUGGCGACUCUCAACUGCCUCCCUGACCACAGCGACAACCUCGCCGAAGCCAUCGUCACCACCUACAGAGGAAUUCAACCGCGGCAAACUCAUCCCCACCACCGACUACCAGCUACGUAAACAACUAUGGCGGGAGAGAGGUGGCAGGCCGAGGGGCUGGGAGAAGGAUGGGCCAUCUACGUCACACCCAGAGCCCCCAUCCGGGAGGGAAGGCAGAGACUCGCCCCUCAAAAUGGCGACGGCAGUGACGCGCCUGCGUACGGAACUCAUCCGUCGCGCCAAGGACGACGGGAAGUGAGGUUUUCAGAAGAACCGCCAGAAGUGUACGGCGACUUCCAGUCCCGGGCGGCCAAAGAAAGGUCUCCGGGGAGGAGACGAACCCCGCCAGAAAAGUUCCGGCCGGAUUCUGCGAAAGAGGAAGUGAGAGAAAGCACUUACAAUCUUCGGUCUCGACAACGGAGGCAGCAGGGGCCCCAGGAAGCCGAAGAGAUGAAGACGCGGAGGUCUACUCGUCUUGAGCAGUACUCACAGCAGCCGCAGCCGCAGCCGUCUCCGGCUACGAGCGGGCGAGGGCUACAGGACUCUCAGUCCUCAAGCGAGGACCGCGGAGAGGAUGAACCUUCUUCCCAACCUGUUACAAGCCAAACAGCCUCAAAGAAAACUGUUAGAACACCAGAGACUUCAGUGAUGAGUGAAGACCCUAUAAGUAACUUAUGCAGACCCCCAUUAAGAAGCCCAAGACCUGAUUCAACAUACCAAACAAACGGAAAUGCUACAAUGAAUGAAAGAGAAGCUACCGUUGUCCAACAGGUCAAUUUCUUUGAAGAAGGAGAAACCGAAGAUGAUCUGGAGAGCUCUUACAGUGAUGUCACUCUCAGGGUCAGAUCCAGGGAGUCUCUUGAGUCUAGAGAUGAAGCUGCCCAAGCAGCUGGUCAUCAUCCAGAAUCACCAUGGGGGUUACCACACAGUCAGGACUUCCCAGCUCAUGAGAAUCAGCCUUCACUGCUGACCUCAGGAUGUCAGAAAAACCCUCAGGAGUGGGUUAACCAAGCUAUAAGAAUGCGGGCUAGAAUGGCAUAUAACAACAUUCAGAAAUCAGACUUUGGAAACCAAUCUUCAUCAACAUCCAGGCAACAAGCAGCUGUACAACCUCCAAAUGAAUCUUCUGUCAAGAUAAAAUGGUGGCUGCUGGGACUUGUUGCCAUCCUUGCCAUGGGGAUAUUUUGGUUCUUUCAUACUCCUGCAGUAGAAACCACUGCCGUUCAAGAAUUCCAGAACCAGAUGAAAGAGCUCCAGUCUAAGUACCAGAGUCAAAAUGAGAAGCUGUGGAAGAGAGGCACAACAUUCCUAGAGAAACAUCUGAACAGCUCACUCCCUCGGCCCCAGCCUGCCGUCCUGCUGCUCACUGCAGCUCAAGAUGCUGCAGAGGCCCUCAAGUGUCUGAGUGAGCAGAUUGCCGACGCCUACUCUUCCUUCCGCAGUGUCCGUGCCAUUCGCAUUGACGGGGCAGGGAAAGCUGCUCAAGACAGUGACCUCGUCAAGCAUGAAGUUGAUCAGGAGCUGACCGAUGGGUUCACAAAUGGCCAGAACGCAGCUGUGGUACACCGCUUUGAAUCCCUGCCCGCUGGCUCAACCUUGAUCUUCUAUAAAUACUGUGACCAUGAAAACGCAGCGUUCAAAGAUGUAGCCCUCGUCCUGACUGUGCUGUUGGAGGAGAAGACGCUGGAAGCCAGUCUAGGCCUAAAGGAAAUUGAAGAGAAAGUGAGGGAUUUCCUUAAAGUCAAGUUCACCAGCUCUAGCUCGGCCAGCUCCUACAACCACAUGGACCCAGACAAGCUGAAUGGGCUCUGGAGCCGCAUCUCUCACCUCGUGCUGCCUGUGCAGCCUGAGAACGCCCUGAAAGCAGGCAGCUGCUUAUGAGGGAGAGAAGUAGAAAUCCUGUCUCGAGUUUAAACAGUUUUCAGACUUUGUAACCAGAGACGGAUUUUGGAGCAGUUUUUGAAAUCUGGUUUCUUUUUAAAGGAAGUAAAGCUCAUUCAUAAAGGUGGAAUAACUAAAUCAUUUAUCCAGCCUCAUUAUCGGUGAUUUCAGAGAAUCCUUUCUCUAUUUCCACUAAGAACCAUGUUAAAGGUGUUUAACUUAGUGUACAGUAUAUGCAGUUCCCAAGUGUCUGCCUUGAUUCUGGCCGAAUUAUUCUUGCUGGGGUGUGACCAGUGAGAAGGACUAGGUUCCUCUCUCAGAGAGUCAGCUGUAUAUUUACCUUGGAUUUGUUUGUGUUUGUGACCUUAUUCAUGGCUGACAGCUCCCUAGUUAGAGCUGUGAAUUUCCCUAUUAGUUUUUCUCUCAUACCAUUUAGAUGUGUGAUCCUUAGCUUCUACCUAUAAAAACAAAACUGGGUGUGCAGUUUAGCCAGUCCCUCCUCCCCCACUGGUUUUUAGAGAGGGAAGAAGGGGUUUGGAGGUAGAAAGUGAAGAGAAACUGUUUAAUAGAGAAGGAAAAGGAAGGAAAGAAAAGAUAGCUGCAAGCUGGGCAUGGUAAGCAACGCCUGUGGUCCCAGUGCUGUCUCAGGGUAUAGUCUGGAGAGCAGAAGUUCAAGGCCAGCCUCAUCUGUAGAGUGAGUUUUCUGCCACCCUGGACUACAUGAGACACUAUCUUAAAAAAAAAAAAAUUAAAAAAAUUAAAAAAUUUUCAAAAUCAAAUGUUACUUUAAAAAGAAAGAAAUGUAAAAGUGACAAAGAGCCUCUGAGAGGUGGUCACACAGGCAUGCCUAGGCUGCGGGCCUCGAACUGGUACAGUUUGCUUUUUAUGCUUCUGUUCUUGGCGUGAGGCUGAAGCUCAGUGGUAGAGCAGUUGCCCAGCCUGUGCAAUACCUUGGGUUCAGUGACUAGCAUUCCACAUGCCUGUGAUCUCAGCACUCAUCAAAUGGAGGUUGUAGUAUCUUGAAUUCAAAGCCAGCCUGGAAUAUUAUAUAUACAUAAUAUAUCAUUCAAGACCCUAAUUCAACCCCACUCCCCAGUAAAAAAAAAAUUCCAUGGUCCUCUUUCAAGAUUUUUUAAGCUUGUAUAUUAUGCAGUAUAUUUCCUUAUUUAACUCUUAACAAUUUGGAAGGUAGGCAAAUUCAAAGCAGUCUCUUUGAUAAUACCUGACAGCUUUUGUCUUAAAGAAAUUAGUUUCCAGUAUAUCCUCAACUUGAUGGUUUGGGAUAAUUUUAUUAUUGUUGUUUUUUUAAUUUUUUUACUUUUUUGCCAAUACUAGGAAUUGAACCUGAGAUCUGACACCUACUUGUCACGUGCUCUGCUAGUGAACAUCCAUCCCCCAGCAGUAAAAACACAUUUCAAAGUCAGGUAACUCAUGUCUAUAACGCCAGCACUUGGGAAGUUGAAGAGGAAGCCAUUGUUAGCUAUGUAGUGAGUUUCAAGGCAGGUUGCCUGGGCUGCAGAAUGAAGUACUGUCUCAACACCCACUUCCCCCCCCCACCCCCCCCCACACACAAACACACACACACACAAAAUAUACAACACACAGAGACAGCUUCAAAAAUUGGUUAACAGAUUUCUGCUGAGCUAUUGAAGAGAACUUCAUUUUCUCCGUAUACAUGAGUACUUGAGGUCCUUGAAUGGCAGUCCAUAACAAAUACAAAAAUAUACUAUGCACAUGAUCAAUUUUUUUUUUUGAGUACCUCAAGCCAAAAAGAGUGAACCUUAACACACAUGAAAAGUGUUGAGCCUAGGUCUCUGCUGCUGCAGUACUUGAGGGUUUUGCACUUGUAACUAGGCUUUCCCAUCUAGUCUGCUGCUUUAGUUUGCUACUCUUGCAACUCUAGAUGCACCUUGAGUUCUUAUCUGAAUGAGAAUGCUGGGGUCCUAGUCAACCCUUUUUCCCCACUGGAAGUCUCAUGGUGGUAGAGAGUGGGCUAACUUCUUUCCAGGGGACUACUAAUAUUUGUACCUUUAUUAUCUGUUUCGAUCAAGUCAGACUGAUAAGGUUUAUUUUGUAAAGAAUUAUACAAAAAUUUUUGAAAGUUUAUUUUUUACAUACAUAUAUCAUAAGGAAAUGGAAAUGUUUUAUUGAAUAUUCCACUGGCUUAAGUACAUUUUUAAAUGAUAUAUUGCUUUUAUCCUUCAAGAAAAAUAAUUGUAGCAGUUAAUGUGUAAAUAACUUUAAAAGCUAUUUUAGUAAUUUAAAUAAAUUUACCUUUUGGGUUUGUA
This is a messenger RNA of Arvicanthis niloticus (Nile rat), 4337 nucleotides long. It is a transcript of the gene Tor1aip1, whose product is annotated as torsin 1A interacting protein 1. The record is from RefSeq and is a predicted model, not a curated record. Gene Ontology annotation, biological process: nuclear membrane organization. Gene Ontology annotation, cellular component: nuclear membrane. Gene Ontology annotation, molecular function: ATPase activator activity. NCBI's taxonomy places the organism in Eukaryota, Metazoa, Chordata, Mammalia, Rodentia, Muridae.